This is a messenger RNA of Aspergillus glaucus CBS 516.65, 1822 nucleotides long. Its product is annotated as tRNA lysidine(34) synthetase. The record is from RefSeq and is a predicted model, not a curated record. Bases 71 to 1822 code for a protein of 583 amino acids. Gene Ontology annotation, biological process: tRNA processing. The transcript has 3 exons. Gene Ontology annotation, molecular function: ATP binding; ligase activity, forming carbon-nitrogen bonds. NCBI's taxonomy places the organism in Eukaryota, Fungi, Ascomycota, Eurotiomycetes, Eurotiales, Aspergillaceae.
CCUCCCCGGCCUCCGCAGGUCGCUCAUUCCACGACGACUAGGACUAGCAGUAAGUGGCGGCGCAGACUCAAUGACCCUGGCAUAUCUAUGCAAGCAAUUAGAGAAAAGCGGGCUCGUGGAAGAUCUCUCCGUCACGGCUUUUGUGGUCGAUCAUAAAGCCCGGGAGGAGAGUUCGCGGGAGGCGAGCAUGGUUAAGGGGUGGCUUGAUGAACUUGAAAUAACCACCAAAAUCCUCGAACUAGACUGGUCCACCAAUACCAGUGAAGGGAAAGCAAGGCCCUCUGCAUUUGAGACAUUCGCCCGCAGACUCCGCUUUCAAGCCCUUGGGACAGCAUGUCGCGACAACAACAUCGAAACACUAAUGAUGGGCCAUCAUCAAGACGACAACGUCGAGACGACGCUGUGGCGGCUAUGUACGGGGGCCAGGGGCGCCGGACUUAUGGGGAUUCCGCGCGUUGCGAGGAUUCCGGAGUGUCAUGGGAUUUAUGGGGUUGCGGAGAGUGGGGAGGCGGUUGGGUUGUUGGAAAGGAGGGGGGUGUCGAGGGGGGUGGUUGCGAGUGGGGGGUUGUCGAUUUGUCGGCCGUUGCUCUCGUUUCCGAAGGCACGGUUACUGGAUACUUGUCACGAACACGAUAUUCCCUACGUCGACGACCCAACGAACUUCGAUCCUACGCUUACGCCGAGGAACGCAAUCCGGAUUCUUGUCUCUGAGAACCGCUUACCACGCGCCCUUGCACCGCCAUCUAUCCUCUCCUUGAUCCAAGCAAGCCAAGAUCUCCUCAAAGACACAAUCAACCUGUCAAAUGAAAUCCUCCGACACUGCAACCUCAUCGAUCUCAACCUCACCUCAGGAACGAUGAUAAUCCAAUUCCCACCCUUAACAUCUGCACAACCAGCCGGUACGAUCCCAACAAGACGAACAACGAAAAACCAAGACCAACGGAACCGCCAGAUUCAAGCCGUUACUCUACGGAGGAUAACAGAGUUGGUAUCGCCGUUUCCGGAGAAUCAUUUUCCGUUGAGGAGUUUUGAAAACUUCACCGAGCGUGUCUUCCAACCAAGCACUGAGACACCAAAAGGACAGGCUUUUACGCUGGGAGGGAUCAUGUUUCAACCUUUUCAGAGAGAAUUGGCAGAUCAUGGAGAUGCCGGGGAUGCAUGGUUCCUAUCACGCCAACCAUUCAUGCGCAAUCGUCUUCCGGCUCUCGAUUUCGAUACCCCAGUUCCUCCCGUCACCAACCAGCAAGAACAGCAUAUACAACCCUCUGAUAAAUAUGACCAUACACCCUGGAAGCUAUGGGAUAACCGCUACUGGUUCCGAUUCGCCAUAACGCCAAACACACCCUCACCUUCGACAACUACCGAAACCAACGACGAGAAUGGCGAUGUCCUCCUGACUGAAGAUACCCUACCAGUUACGAUUCGACCGCUACAACAAGCAGAUCUACACCAUCUACGAGAAUAUCUAUCUUCAUCCCCUUCCUCUUCGUCAUCCUCGUCACCAUCCACGGCAUCAUCACAACACCAACAACCGAAACCAACCCAGAACAAGAAACGAAAGGAAGUCAAUCCCCUCUGGACACAACUAAGCGACACCCUUUCCCGAGAAUCACCGGGUCAAUCUCGAUUCACCAUCCCCGUCUUGAUUGUUAACCAUGGUGGGAAAGAGAGAGUACUCGCGUUACCAACAUUAGACAUCCGCUUCACAUUGUCGAUGUCUAUACUCAAUUCCGUCCCAGGAGAAAGAAUACCAUGUGAAAUACACUGGGAAUGGAUGUACAAAAUGAUCGACGAAGAGACUGUCAAAUCAAUGUCUGACUGA